Messenger RNA from Dryobates pubescens (Downy woodpecker), 1425 nucleotides. RefSeq names its product cell death inducing DFFA like effector a (gene CIDEA). Bases 48 to 704 code for a protein of 218 amino acids. Lineage: Eukaryota; Metazoa; Chordata; Aves; Piciformes; Picidae. Gene Ontology annotation, cellular component: lipid droplet. The transcript has 5 exons. Gene Ontology annotation, biological process: regulation of apoptotic process; apoptotic process; lipid storage. The record is from RefSeq and is a predicted model, not a curated record.
ACGCUUAAGCGUCGCGGCCGGCGCUGUCCCCGCGGCUGGGCUCGGCCAUGGAGGUGGCUAGGGACUACGUGGGCUCGCUGGUGCGAUCUUUGGUAUCCAUGGGAGCAUCUAUGGGAGCAGUAACAAAACAGACCCUGUUCCCUCCUCUCAUGCCUGCAGGGAGACCUUUCCGUGUGUCCAAUGCCUCCCGAAGCAGCCGGAAAGGAAUUGUUGCAAGCAGUCUGCAAGAGCUCAUCAGCAAGACUUUAGAUGCCUUUCUUAUAUCUGCUGGAAUAGUUACUUUGGUUUUGGAGGAAGAUGGCACAGUUGUGGACACAGAAGAGUUCUUCAAGUCCCUGGAUGAUAAUACACACUUCAUGGUUCUAGAAAAAGGAGAGAAAUGGACACAAACAAGAAAUGGAGUUGCCACUGUGAAACGCAAGAAGAAAAUGGGAGUAGCUAACAUCACAUUUGAUCUGUACAAGCUGAACCCAAAGGAUUUUAUUGGCUGCUUAAACAUCAAGGCAACCUUCUAUGAGAUCUACUCUGUCUCCUAUGACAUCAAAUGUAUGGCAGCAAAAAGCCUGCUGCGGAAGGUGCUUCAGCUGAUGUCCCAUGCAGCACAAAUAACUGGACAGUUUCUUCUCUACACUGGGACCUAUAUGUUGCAGUUGAUGGGUGAAUAUGAUGAAGAUGACAUGUGCGCAAGAUCAAGGCGGGAGUAGUGAGCACAGCUGCACUUCUGAUCUCGGAUCCUUUGACUUAAAGACAUUCUCUUGCCCAGUUUUGAUUGUAAUGAUGUUAUAGGAAGGAGAUGCUGUCUGACUGACAUGAUCUAACGUUUUUUCCCAUGUGGGGAUGCUUUGUAGGCCUUAGUAAUAAAACAAGGGUUUGGUGUUCACAGUCCCAUAACACACCAAAAGAUGGGUGCCUAAUGCCUGAGAUUUGGCACAAAGAGAGAGGGCAGUGUUUGGCCCCAGCACCUCCAAAUAGAGAAUAAGUAUACUUGGAAACCUGCACACUUUGUAACCAGUGGAAUAUUUCUUGCACACAUUAAAAUGUAAGUUGGUUUUUUUUCAUGGCUGUCUACUUGCCUUCUGAACAGAUUGGGCUGUAAGGUGGGGGAGGGAGGGAUGUGGGUUUUGUUUUUUAAUCCUUAACAGUGCUGGUAUUAGUGCCCAACUGGCAUUGAGGUACAAAAGGGUGAAGUGUACUUAUGUACUCCAGCUAGCAAUGGAACUAUGCAUUACAACUGAGUACUGGACCAGUGACUGUCUACUCUGGUGCAAAGACUAAUUGAAGGAAAUACAGUAGCUAAACAAAAGCUUAAAAUUUAGCCUUAUUUCCCUUAAAACAAGUUAAAACAUUUCAUUGUAUCUCUUUCUAUUUUCCUUCAAACCUGCAGAAAGCUUGGGUUAGUAGCACUCAUAUCAGUUGAAGAACUUG